Messenger RNA from Fomitiporia mediterranea MF3/22, 1922 nucleotides. RefSeq lists its product as uncharacterized. Lineage: Eukaryota; Fungi; Basidiomycota; Agaricomycetes; Hymenochaetales; Hymenochaetaceae. The coding region runs from base 213 to 1610 and encodes 465 amino acids. The record is from RefSeq and is a predicted model, not a curated record. The transcript is spliced from 2 exons.
GCAGACUCUCUUCGACGUCCGCUUCGUACUAUACCCUUGCUGUUUCUCUGCUGCUGAGCGGUCCUGUCUAUCGAUUAUUUUGAGAUAUUUGGACGGGCUCCACAGGCAGAACUGAACUACCCGCAAGAAAGCCGACCCGACAGGACACGCGCUGGCCAAGACAGUUUAGCCUCCUGCAUUUCGUCACUCCACUCCUCUCACUAUCAUCCACCAUGUCCCCAUCGACGCCUUCGUCGCGGAGACGCCUCGCGUCCUUGUCGGCCAUUGCGUCGACAGGGGUAACGUUCUGUGCGCUCUUGCCCCUUGCUAACGCAUUCUCGUUCAACAUCGACAACACUCCAAAGCAAUGCAACAACAUGACUAUUAGCAUCACGGGCUCAGGAGGUGUCCCCCCUUAUUCUGUGUUGAUUAUUCCUUUCGGUGGAACCCCUCUCCCCAACAACGUCGAGGCGCGCACUAUCCUCUCUGAGAAGUUUGAUGGAUCUUCCACGUCGAUCUCUUUCAAGCUCAAUUAUCCCGCACUUUCUCAAUUUGUUGCCGUCGUGAGCGAUAGCACAGGCUUUGGUAGCGGCGGGACGAGCUCAGCGGCGAUCGUAGCAACAUCGGGUGAUUCAAGCUGCUUCGAUUCAACACAGAAUGUUCAAUCAAAAUUCUUCUUUAAUCUCGACCCUCUGAACCAGAUUGUUCAGUGUACCCAGUCUCGAAUCUGGUGGGAUCCGAACACAGUACAGGGACAACCAACAUUCUACGGUGUGAUACCUGGUGGUAAAUCGUUUAAUAUUACCGUGGGACAAACAACACCGAAAGACGGAGAGGGAGUAGGCUUUUUUUGGACGCCAAAUGUCAAAGGAGGGACUACACUUAUGCUCGGUGCUGGCGAUAAUAGGGGUCUUGGUGCUGGUGGAAGUGUCACCUAUAUUGUCUCGGCAGGGAAUGGCAAUACUGGAUGUCUUGACUCCUCUGCACCCUCUUCAACAGCAGGAAGUCCUGCAGGCGGCAACUAUCCAACGAGCACGUCUGAGGCCCAGAAUGGUAAUAGCUCGUCGAGUUCGAACGCGGGUCCAAUCGCAGGUGGUGUUGUAGCAGCAGUGGUCGUCAUUUGCGCCUUCAUUCUGGUCCUCCUAUUCCUGCGGCGGCGCAAACAGCGAGAUGCAUCUGCCAAGGAACGUCCCGAUCUCUUCACAGAUAACGAAAACCCAGUACACGAUGGUGAAAUUGCACAUCUUGCUCCUCCAGAGCCAUACAUUGUGCCCUCAGAGCCACCACAAUCAGAAUGGGGAAGCAGCAGCCGUGCACCAGGUUCAUCAUAUGGUUACGGAGUUGGCACGGGCGCGGCGAGGACGGGCGCAGCACAGCCGCUCUUUGACCACCGGAUGUCUGGGUAUAGCCUUAGCACGGGUACAGAGGGUGAGCAUUUGCGGCCAUCAACGCCGCAGACGGCGACUACGAGCGCGGGUACGAGCGCAGGCACGAGUCGUAAAGGUGCUGCGCCUCCUGUAUUCCGUCCAGUGAAUAUUAUCCAACACGAAGAUGCUGGGACGACUGUUGAUGGCGAGGACGACGCAGAAACGGUUGAACUCCCACCUGCAUAUACCAAUAUUCGACGGUAAUCAUUCAGCUAAGGGGAUUUGAAAAGAAAUUAAUUUUCUUGCCUGGUGGGUAUUUGAUUUUAAACUUUUCCUAAUUCCGCCCUUGUUGCUAUAACAUGCAAAAUAUCUCCCUUCCCUGUUCCGUCCAAUGUUUGUCUUCCUACGCCUGGCUGUUAACGGACCUUUCAUACAUUAGACCCCGUCGCAUGACCUGGGUUACAUUACGCAUUUUUCCCUAUUUUCAACACUCAACUACAUUCCAAUUCGAGCAAACGUGUUUAAGUAUAUACCCACCCUUCUUACCCAUCCUGUUGCCGUUCUCCUUAACUACCC